Messenger RNA from Dermatophagoides farinae (American house dust mite), 1097 nucleotides. NCBI's taxonomy places the organism in Eukaryota, Metazoa, Arthropoda, Arachnida, Sarcoptiformes, Pyroglyphidae. The record is from RefSeq and is a predicted model, not a curated record.
UCACCAUUGUCACCAUCAUCGACAGCAUCAUCGGACACAUCAUCAUCGUCAUCGUCAUCAUCAAUUUCAAAUUCGAUGACAACAAAAACGAAACCAACAUUUGAAACUGCACAAAAUGGCAACAUUUCCCGUGUAAACAUACCGAUUGUAUUCAAUAAAAAUCGUGGCCAUAUUUCAAUGUAUAGAUUUAUAAAUACCAAGGGUAAAAAAAUGAAUAAAGAAAAUGGAAUAAUGAAUGGCCACAAUAAUAAUGGUUAUAUGCGUAACAAUGUUCAUCAUCAUUAUUUUGAUAAUAGUAAUGACUAUGAUGGACUAGUGGCUACAGCAAGGCCACCAUCAUCAACAGCAGCAGCAAAAUAUGUGAUCAGUAAUCAUCAUUUCUACAAGAAACGUAUAUCGGCCAUUGAUAAGAUACAAGAAGAAUUACGUGAAAUGAAAUUAAGAGAAGACGAACUUAGAUGUCAACGUAUUCGUGUUGGUGUUUCAUAUCCAAAUCUAAAUUCAAUUUGUGACGAUGAUUUCACCAGUAGUGAUGAUCAAGCAAUUGAAUCAAGUGAAGAAAAUAAAGAUUCAUUCCAUAGCCGUUGUAGUAGUAAUCCGGAUUUAUUGAAUGUAAUGAAUGGUGGCAUGUCUUCAUCGCCAUCAUCAUCAUCAUCAUCAUCAUCAUAUACGAUUGCUAUUGUUGAUAUAGAGAACACUAUAUCAUCAACAACAACAUUGGCAUCGGAUACAUCUGAUUCGAUCAAUGAUUGUGGAUUGAAAAUUGGCGGACCACGUCGUAAAAUACCAUUGAUUGCAAUUUGGGAACAAAAAAUACAACAGAUUAAUGAAUGCCAAAAUGGUGAUACAUCAUCAACAGCAAAAACGACAACCAAUAAUGAUGUCAAAAAUGACAACAACGACAAGAUUAAUGGUUCAAAUUAAUAAUCGAUGCUAAUUUGAUUGAACAAAUCAAAAUCAAAUCAUUAUCAUUAACAAUCGAUUUAUAAUCAAUAUUUGAUAGCCUAAAGCCAUUGAUCAAUUUUUAAAUCUUAUCGUUCGCAAAUCGAAUAACUUGAAUAAUUGAACAAAAAAAAAAAUAUCUGUCUUAAACACUA